Molecule: messenger RNA, 455 nt
Organism: Rhagoletis zephyria (snowberry fruit fly)
Lineage: Eukaryota; Metazoa; Arthropoda; Insecta; Diptera; Tephritidae
Product: protein claret segregational-like
Source: RefSeq, a predicted model, not a curated record
GCAAACAUUCGUUCAAAUCGUACUAAAUUUUAGUACAAUUUAACGGCGGAUUUUCCUUCAAUUCUUGAUAUUGCAUUUUUGUUCCAAGUUUUUUCUUUGGUCGUGGCCGCUGUUGCAAAUAAUAAAAUAUAUAGAAUAGGAAAGUUGCGCCAAUAUUUGAAAUGGAUUCAAAGUUGCCAAAGCCAUCGGGACUUAAGCGGCCUACGGCGCUAUCGAAAAAUAUUUUGCCAAUGGAUAGAAUAAAAACAGGGACGCUUGGCUUUGGUUCAAAAUCAGUGAAUCUCUCAAUUAGCGGAAUAGACCAAUUCCAACCCCUGGCGCGUGAUAUUACAAAUUUAACAAAUGGUCGUAGAGGUCGUGCAGCAUCGCCAGACAUUUCUUGUUCCAACAACACAAAUAAUGCAGGUGUACCUCGGUCCAGAUUACGACGAAGUCCUAGUAGUCACAUUAGAUGA